UGGCGGGAGGUUGGCUAAGAACUAGGUGAAACAUUCUUAGAUGGGCGUGAAUAAUCUCUGGGGUAUUUUAGAACCUGCUAAGAGAAAAGAAAACCUCUCUGCCCUCCGCAACAAGAAGCUUUGUGUGGACUUAAGUGGAUGGAUUUGCGAAGCUCAGUGCGCAAAAGGUUUGAAACACAACGUGAAUAAACCGCACCUGAGAAAUCUUUUCUUCCGAUUGCUUCAAUUGAUACGAAUUGGAGUCAAGUUGGUGUUUGUCGUGGAUGGAAAACCACCUGAAGUGAAAUGGGAUGCAAUCGCGAAGCGAGUUCAAGCGAGAGAUGGCGGGCAGUUCGGGAAGGUCAAGAAAUCUGCUAAAUCCAGCGCUGGCUCGGGAGCUCGUGUCGGUCGAUCGCAGUUUGCGAACUGGGUUAGAGAGUGCCGCAAGCUGUUGAGCCUGUUAGGGGUGCCAUGCCUCGAGAGUGAGGGUGAAGCUGAAGCACUUUGUGCCUGGCUUGAUCUACAUCAGAUUGUAGAUGGGUGUAUAACCAAUGAUGGAGAUGCAUUUUUGUAUGGAGCCAGAACUGUGUACAGAAAUUUUUGUAUCAGUGGAAAGGAUACAUCAGUAGAAUGUUACAAAAUGGAAGAGAUUGAAAUCAAGCUAGAUCUCAACAGACAGAAGCUGGUUGCACUUGGAAUACUUCUGGGAUGUGAUUACCUACCACAAGGUGUAUCAGGAGUUGGAAAGGAAAUUGCCAUGAAGCUUAUUAAGAGUGUCGAUCAUGAAAACCUAAUUCACAGGUUCUAUGAAUGGAGACAAGGUGAGGACCAAGAUGAAAUUCUUUCAAGCGUGGAGAAGCUUGUGAAAUGCAAAGCUCUUAAAGACAAGAACUUCCCACAUCCAGAGGUUAUUCAGGAAUUUUUGUCCCCAAAGGUUGUUCCCCAGCAGGUUUCCUUAAAGAUUUUCAAUCCAGAUCUAAAAGGAAUGCAGGAAUUCUGCCUCAAGCACCUGCAAUGGCCUGAGGAAUAUACCACAGAAAAGGUUCUUCUAUUAAUCACCUAUUGGCAAAUGAAAUUAUCACUGGAGCAUCACACAAAGACACUUGUUCAACCAGAAAGGAUUGUAAAAUCUCGUGUCCAACAGAAGAUUGACUGUUUUGAAGUUGAAUGGCAAAACCUUGAACUUGGAGAAACAUGUCCAGUUUCUUUUGUGACCAUUGAGACUAAAGAGCUUUUCACCCAAGCAUAUCCCAAAGUUGUCGAAGAAUUUCAAGAGAGUGAGGCAGAAAAACUGUCCAAAAAAACGAAGAAGAAAGCCACUACAUCUGUUUCCUCUUCAGACAAUCAUGACAAUGAAAUGGAGUUCCUAUCAAGGCAGCUUGAAGAUUUAAGGGUGCAAAGUUCUAUGCCACAAAAUGAAAGUCAUUCUAGAGGUUUAUAUUCUGAUGUCUCAGUUAAUGAAUCUCUGCAAGAUGUUAUUGACUCUGUACUCCCAACAAUCGAUGGUUAGUCGCUGCAUCAUCCACCAAUGAUCAACUCUGCGUCUGUCAAUAGUGGUUGCUCUGAUAGUGAUGCUGAUGAAUGCCAUGAUGAUGAUGACGACAAUGAUGUGGAUGAUGACGACAAUGAUGUGGAUGAUGACGAUAGCAUUGAAGAGUGCAAUGUAAAUUUUCCUUGGCAUUCCAAUUCAGUACAGAGGGAAUUAGCUCCAUAUACCAGUAAUCUGGAUUGUGGAUAUGGGCAUGGAGUUGAUGGUAGUUAUGGGAUAUCAAAUCCUUCUAUGUUAAAAGAUGUUCAAACAACGUCCCCAUAUCAUCAUCGUGUUGAUGUUUCCAUUAAGAAUGAUAACACAACAGACGAGAAGAAUUCCGAUGUUAAAACACACGAGUAUCUGGGGAAGAGACGUGAAGCAAACACAGUACAGCAAGAAAGUGCAAUUGAAACUUUAAGUGAUUUUAAAUCCAGAAAUAGAAAUGAUCAUGGAAAGAAAUUUAAUACAUGUAGGUCAGCAAACAUUGUGAGGACAUUAAGUGGAGUGACUGUUUUAAGUAAGACUGAUGUAAUUGAAAUUUUUGGGUCCAGUGAUGAGGAGAAUGAUGAUAUCAAAUCACGUUCUUUGAAGCAGUUGCUUUCAAAAUCUAAGGCAAAAACACUGAAAGGAAGAGCUGGAAUAAGCAAGUUCAAAUCAAGAAAUGAAAUGCCUGGUUCUGUCACUGAGUCCUCAGAGACAAAAAGCCCACAGAAGUCAGUCCAGUGUACAAAUUCAGAUUUUUCAGUCCAAACAGAUCAGCUCAAUUUUCAUGAGGAAGAUGGUUUUGGGACUAAUGAGUGUGUGCCUGGUAUUUUGCAAGAGUUGUUGAGUGAUCAUUCAAUGACUUUUUCAAGUAAAGAUAAGGUGAAGUAUGUCAACAACACAAAGAGGAACAAGAAAGAACUACCAGAACACACAGGGAAAGUACUCAAGCCAGAAAAUAAUGGUUUCAUCAGUACACCUCAUAGUUUGAAUCAGAAAUUCAAAACAGCUGCGAGCUCUGAUGGUUUCUCUGAUGUUUACUCGACUGGUGGAUAUGAAGAAGUUCAAGGAGAUAAGUGUGGGAAAGAAAAUGUUAAUCCACCCUUUGAUGAUUACAUGCCUGCUCCUCUAUCAAAACGACUGGUAAAGCAACUGAGUGGGGGACAGAGGCUGGCCAGUCUACGUUCAAUUUCAUCUGUUAAAGAUGAUAUAUGGAACUGAAUGAAAAAGUCUCUGACACAAAAAAAAAUUGUAACAAUGGUUUUGAAAAUAAACCAAGUUUAAUUUUAAUUA
Molecule: messenger RNA, 2785 nt
Organism: Stylophora pistillata
Lineage: Eukaryota; Metazoa; Cnidaria; Anthozoa; Scleractinia; Pocilloporidae
Product: flap endonuclease GEN
Molecular function (GO): 5'-flap endonuclease activity; four-way junction DNA binding
Source: RefSeq, a predicted model, not a curated record